UGGCCGGUGUUGCUUUGAGAUUUAAUUCACGUGAAGUGCAGGGAUUCUGCACAUUUCCGAAUUGAUCUGUGUGAAAUGGCCCUUCCUCACGCUUUCAAACAUUAUGUUUUCUCCUGUGAGAGAAAUGCAGCUGGGCUGUUUUACUGGUAAACCUCCACAGCAGCUGUUAGUCAGACUGAAUGUCUGAAAGGGGACACUUGGCUAUUUGCAUACUUGUAGUGUUGCCAACACUGCUCCCACGAAAUGCGAUGCAUUGAUUUCCUUCUUGCAAAUAACUUUUGUGUGACUCUUUUUUCCCCCCCCUGCCCCUUCUACAACAUCAUCUGUGCCACUACUAAUCUGCAACAUUAUCAGCUAACUUCAUGGACAGUGGUGUCAUCUUGGUGUCCUUUUGCGAGUUUAUCUUAAACGUAACACUUUUUGGAGGUGUCUGGUUUUGUUGCUGCAAAGUUUUAAGACAGUGAACACUUUUACGUGCACACGUUUUCCUUUUCCUUUUUUUGGAGACAUUUUUCCGAGCAUGUGUGAAAGGAAGAGGAAGCAGCACAAGACUGUUGCUGCACAGGCUGGGGAGAUGUGUGAGAAUGAACACGCAAGGAAUUAUGAGUGGCACUAUGGAAGACUUGGUGCAGAGUGUUACAAGCUUAAAGUCUACAAAAGGGAGAAUUACAAGGCUUUGCUGUGAGAAAAUUGUAUUUUCUCCUCUGUGACACCAGCUGUUCCAUUGGAAUCGCCGCUUCUUGCCUCAAUUUACUGUUUGAAUUGAGAACUUCCACCCUGUUGUGGAUACUUGGCCACCUGCAAGUUAAACUCAUUUGAUUACCCUUCUUCUUCUUUUUUCUAUUUGCCAUCCUGUUGCUGUUUUUUUCUUUUCUUUUUUUGUUAUAAAUACUUUCUUUCCCAGAGGGAUCCUUGGUGUUAUUUGAAGGAGGAAAUUCUUCAUAUUCGUAGCUGAAAAUUGCCAAUGGGAAGCAAAGACCACAUGAUAAGGGUUGUUUGUGUUCUUCUGAAGGCUUCCUGUGUGCCCAACUGGGUGCAACAGUGGAUCCCUUGUCAUAUUUGGUGCUUUAGGGAAAUACAAAGAAAGAAAACCCCCAAAACAGAAAAAACAACAUUUAGAAACUAACUUCUUAUCUCCGUGGUGAUGGGGAGUUCAGCCUCGUCUCUCACUGCAGAGACUGAGUCGGACCAUGGCUUUCGAAGUACCUCCUACCCUUCGUCACCCCCUGUGGGCUGGCUCAGGAACAGCCACAGCAGCCCCGUGUGGGGUACCACCUUCAUCACACGGCAGCAGCAGCAGCCGUUGCCUCAUCGAGAGCGCAGCCACUCUCACUCUCCAGGCUCCAUGGCAGCAGCGGUGCAAGGCAGUGAGUGGUCAUGUGGGCGCUGUACUUUCUUAAAUGCCGGUGCAGCACCUCGCUGUUCUAUCUGUGAGGCGCCACGCCAGAAACCCGACCUCAACCAGAUCCUGCGCCUCAGCAGCACUGAGGAACACCGCUGGACCUGUCCCCGCUGUACCCUCAAUAACCCGCAGGGAUCUGGAGCCUGCUCGGUCUGUGGCUUUGGUCCAUCACCCGCCACUCACACACCUCCUACGACCACCAUAGCUGCCACUGCCAAUGGUCUCCCUUCUGCUCCCACUGAGCCCCCAACACCCACGAUCACCCCCACAGUGCUACUUGAGCCCCAUGGACAGCAUCCAGCUAAGGAGGAAGUGUUUCGGCGGUCUGAGAGCAAUGGAGAGGUGGGUGGUCAGGAGGGUCAGCAGGCGGGCUGGGCUUGUCCUCGGUGCACACUUCACAACACCCCUGUGGCGCUUUCAUGCUCAGCCUGUGGUGGGCCUAGAAAACUGUCUCUGCCUAAAAUCCCCCCAGAAGCGCUGGUAGUGCCUGAGGUGCGCACGCCAGUAUUGGGCUUUCCUGUUCACACAGCCGCUUCGGCCCCGCUACUGAUUGACCUAACAGAUGACUCCCCCCCAGCCCCGCCCUGUGAUCCUCAAGAAGCUCCCCAUGCGUCUUCACAGGCCCUCGCCUCCACCUUUACUUCAUUCUCCUCCCUCCAGAACAAUCCUGUGCCUCGCAGCAGGCGAGAGGUACCGCCUCCGGGACGCCCACCGAACCCAGGAACCAACACUCCCAGCCCCACUUCCCCUUCAGCUGCCAGUGUGCCACCCCAACCUGGCCCACAGAGGCCAGCUAAGCCCAAGCACGCCCAGCCCCAGGAACCUUCUUACCCCAGCAAGCGCCUCAGUAUCUUGGAGGAAGAAGAGUCUCAGCACCACCCACUGACGCCCCACCUACCUGUUGCUUCCACAUCAGCCUCUACCUGGAAGUGCCCUAGCUGCUCCGUGGCCAACCAAGGCAGCUCAACGAAGUGCGAGACCUGCAGAUCGUCAAGGGGUGGUGCUGACCUCAUCGACCUAGUAGGCUGUGAAACGGUACGAUUUACCCCAGCAAGCCCCUCGAGCCCGGACUUUAGCACAUGGGCCUGCUCUAAGUGCACCCUGCGCAACCCUACAGGUGCUCCCAAGUGCUCAGCUUGUGGUUCUUCAAAGCUGCAUGGCUUCCAGGAGCAGCAGGUGCCUCUACCCCGCUGCUGUACACAUUGUGGCCUCCCAGUGGGGCCUGGUACUGCAUCUUGCUCCUGCACACCUUCCUCUUCUUCAUCAUCCUCAGGUCAUAAAAUACGUAAACAGGCCCGGGGCUUUCCUUCAUCCUCUUCUGCCGUUGCCUCCUCUGGUUCUUCUUCGUCCUCCACCUCAUCUAGCCUCCAGGAGAAGGUAGGACAGUGGAGCUGUCCAGCAUGCACGCUGCUCAAUGAUAUCAAAGCCAAGAACUGUGCAGCAUGCCACACACCCCAGCAGUACCUCACCCUUCGCAAGGUGGUUAAACCUCUGAAGAGAAGGGAGAGCAUGCAUGUAGAGGCGCGACGACGGAAUGAUGAGGGCGAGGCAAAGGAGCUUUGGGAGAACAUAGUCAGCUUCUGCCGGGAGAAUUCAGUGAACUUUGUGGAUGACAGUUUUCCCCCCGGACCUCGAUCUGUCGGCUUCCCAGAGGGCGACAGCGUCCAGCAGCGAAUCAAAAAGUGGCUGCGUCCCCACGAGAUCAACUGCAGCAAUUUCAAAGACCGAGGAGUCAAGUGGUCCGUGUUCCGCACACCAAGGCCCUCAGACAUCCUGCAAGGACUUCUUGGAAACUGCUGGUUCCUGAGUGCACUCGCUGUGCUGGCAGAGCGUCCAGAGCUCGUGGAGAGGGUGAUGAUCACCAGGACCAUUUGUCCAGAGGGGGCUUACCAGGUUCGGCUAUGUAAAGACGGGACCUGGACGACGGUGCUGGUGGACGACAUGUUGCCCUGCGACGAUUACGGCUACCUUCUGUUUUCCCAGGCUCAGAGGAAGCAGUUAUGGGUGGCGCUGAUUGAGAAGGCCCUGGCCAAACUCCACGGUUCCUACUUUGCCCUGCAGGCAGGGCGUGCUAUUGAGGGUCUGGCCACGCUGACAGGGGCUCCGUGUGACUCCCUCAUGCUUCAGGUCAGCUCCACGAACCCGCGAGAGGAACCCAUUGAUACAGACCUCAUCUGGGCCAAGAUGCUUAGCUCCAAAGAGGCUGGGUUUCUUAUGGGAGCGUCUUGCGGAGGAGGCAACAUGAAGGUGGACGAUGCUGUUUACGAGUCGUUGGGUCUGAGACCUCGACAUGCAUAUUCCAUUUUGGACGUACGAGAUGUCCAGGGUUACAGGUUGCUGCGGCUGCGUAACCCUUGGGGUCGCUUCUCGUGGAAUGGCAGCUGGUCAGACGAGUGGGCAGACUGGCCUCAGCACCUCCGCCAUGAGCUGAUGGCGCACGGCAGUAGUGAAGGGGUCUUCUGGAUGGAGUACACUGACUUUAUAAAGUACUUUGACUCAGUGGACAUUUGUAAGAUCCACUCUGACUGGCAGGAGGUGAGACUACAAGGCUGCUUCCCCAGCAAAGCCAAUGGGCCAGUCACGGUCACAGCUCUCACUGUGCUGGAGAGGACGGCACUGGAGUUUGCUCUUUUCCAAGAGGGAAGCAGGCGCUCCGACACAGCCGACAGCCACCUGCUGGACCUGUGCAUCAUGGUCUUCCGUGCCUCCUUUGGUAGCGGCAACAAGCUGACUCUGGGCCGCCUAAUGGCCCACAGCAAGCGAGCAGUGAAGAAAUUUGUUGGCUGUGAUGUUAUGCUGGAGCCAGGGGAGUAUGCUGUUGUCUGCUGCGCCUUCAAUCACUGGCAGAUGAAUGUCAGCAGCACAGGGGGUCCACCCACACCCAUCUCUAGCCCCACCAGUGGAGCAGUACGGCGGCCCAGCCAGGACUUCCCCGGCUACAUCCUGGCCAUUUACAGCUCUCGUCAGGUGAUGGUGGAGCAGGUGGAAGCGACCGCGACCACAUUGGCCGACGCGAUUAUUCUACUCACAGAAAACAAAGGCGAAAGACACGAGGGCCGUGAGGGCAUGACAUGCUACUACCUGACCCACGGCUGGGCAGGUCUCAUCGUGGUGGUGGAAAACCGCCACCCCAAGUACUACCUCCACGUCUCCUGUGACUGCACUGACAGCUUCAACGUGGUGUCCACACGCGGCAGCCUCAAGACCAUCGACAGCGUCCCGCCUUUACACAGGCAGGUGCUGGUGGUGCUUUCUCAGCUGGAGGGAAAUGCCGGCUUCUCCAUCACCCACCGCCUGGCUCACCGCAAGGCAGCCCAGGCCUCCCUGGGAGACUGGACCCCCACCAAGGCCACACACAGCCCCCAGCUCACCCCGGACAUUGACGGCCUGCACCGACCCCGGCCUCUAUGACCACCGCCCACUUUAUCCCAGACUCACUUGCUCUAGUCCAAUAAACUGUCAGACCACUGGAAAAAU
This is a messenger RNA of Pundamilia nyererei, 4879 nucleotides long. RefSeq names its product calpain 15 (gene capn15). The transcript is spliced from 12 exons. Gene Ontology annotation, cellular component: cytoplasm. The coding region runs from base 1145 to 4813 and encodes 1222 amino acids. The record is from RefSeq and is a predicted model, not a curated record. Gene Ontology annotation, biological process: proteolysis. Gene Ontology annotation, molecular function: calcium-dependent cysteine-type endopeptidase activity. Lineage: Eukaryota; Metazoa; Chordata; Actinopteri; Cichliformes; Cichlidae.